AUGUUGGAAGUAAAUUAAAACGACGAGAGCAGAGUGCUGGUCCGAUCAAACGAGAAGUAAGAUUCACACUUGACCAACCAAUAAUAAAUGAUAAGGUUAGUUAAAAUUCAGGUCAAUAUCUAUUAACUCACUCUUACUAAAUAGAGAUAAACUACUUCGAAUGCUGAUCAGAUUAACACUUCUAUGCUAUUUGAUUAAGUUGACUUUGAAAAGUUGUCCUUAGAUGAUUUCGUAUUUGGGAAAAAAUUAGGGAGUGGUUCAUUCGGUUAAGUUUUCAAAACUAAAUUCAUGAUUAACAACUAGUCUUAUGCUUUGAAAAAGCUAGAGAAAAAGUUCAUAGAGAAGGACCAAAAACAUGUUUAUUUCCUUUAUGAAUAUGUUAAUAAGGGUACGUUGUCUAGAAUGAUUAGGAAAUUUGAAGGUAAAUUUCCUAUUGACCUUGCAAAAUUCUAUAUCGCCGAGAUAAUAUGCGACUUUGGUGACUCAAUUAGACUUGAUUAGGGGAAGUACUUUAAAGAGGAUAAAGAUGUUUCUUACCUAAUCCCUCAGUAAGGCACUUUUUGUGGUACACCACUUUAUGUCUCUCCUGAAAUGCUGGAAAAGAGUAUUUCUUCUCCAGGCGCAGACUUAUGGGCGCUUGGAGUGAUAAUAUACGAAUUAGUUUGUGGAACAGUACCAUUUAAAUCUAGUCAGGAAUGGCAGACUUUCCAGCUAAUCAUAAAUGUCGAUUAUAAAUUUACUCCUGCAUUCGAUAAAUAUUCUUAAGAUUUGAUCACCAAAUUACUUAAAAAAGAUCCUUAAUAGAGAAUUGGCGCUGGUCCACCCGGAAGUAAAAAUGAUUUCUAGGUCUUGAAAGAGCACCCUUUUUUUGAUGGUAUUGAUUUCAAUGAUCUACAUCUAUAACAACCUCCAUUGAAGUACUCUUAGAUUAAGCAGUCUUCAAAAUUGAAGCAUUAAUCGGCGAUUAUAAAAGAAGUUGAGACUGCAGAACUAAUGAAUACUAAUAUUAGCAAAUAAAAUCACAAACGACACUAGACAAUAGAUGCUGACAUGUUUAUGAAGGAAUAGUAAAUUAAUUAACUUACUAAUAAUGUGAAUAUGAUGUCCUUCAAUAAAACUCCUCCUCUGCCUAAAAGAGAAAUGAUGCAAUAAAUAAAAGAGCUUAAGAAGGGCUUGCUUAAAAAGAAAAAUCGCUUCUACAUGCAACAGCAAAGGAUUUUUAUUCUUACAUCAGAGCCAAGGCUUAAGUACUACAAAAAUGAUGCAGAUUUCAGAGGAGAAAUAUCGUUAACUCAGGAUGUAGUGGCUAAGUACAAUGGAGAUGGAAGUUUCAAACUUUCAACAAAUAGAAAGGUCUAUGUGCUUAAAGAAGUCAACGCUGGGGAAGCUGAGGAAUGGGUAAUUGCGAUUAAUAAUGCUGUGGAAUAGUUUGGACAAAAUUCUAAUUCAUCUGUGAAAUAAUGA
Messenger RNA from Stylonychia lemnae, 1464 nucleotides. Lineage: Eukaryota; Ciliophora; Spirotrichea; Sporadotrichida; Oxytrichidae. The record is from the annotation of a GenBank genome assembly.